Sciurus carolinensis (gray squirrel) is the source of this 2172-nucleotide messenger RNA. It is a transcript of the gene Tor3a, whose product is annotated as torsin family 3 member A. Gene Ontology annotation, cellular component: endoplasmic reticulum lumen; nuclear envelope. Lineage: Eukaryota; Metazoa; Chordata; Mammalia; Rodentia; Sciuridae. The record is from RefSeq and is a predicted model, not a curated record. The transcript is spliced from 6 exons. Gene Ontology annotation, molecular function: ATP binding; ATP hydrolysis activity. Bases 432 to 1607 code for a protein of 391 amino acids.
AGGGCGACCUCGGCCAGACGGGCUUGCUACUGCGCGCCUUCUUCCCGGGCCCCACCGGCGUCCCCCCUUCCUCAGGUGGUAGGCGAAGGGGCAGGGCACGGAGGGUGCCCGGAUUCGGCAGGCCAGAGCUGCCGAAAGCCAUGAGAGGACGACGCUGGCUUUCCGGCCUGGCGCCACCGCCUUUGCGGCCGCAGUCUGCCCCAGAAUAGACUGCGUCCCUGAAGCGGCGGGGUGGACGGGGCCUUCCGUCGGCCUCGGGAUGCCGUCCCGGGACACCGGCCUGGGUUUCGGUUUCCUGCUCGGGUCACGUGCGAAGGGCAGCCGGGCGGGUCGCCAUAGCAACACCAAUCGCGGGCCCGCCUGGCUGGUGCCCGCCCCGCCCGGGCCUUAAGGAGCGGCACCCGCGGCGGCGGGGGCGGCAGAGCCCGGCCAUGCCUCGCGGCCCGCGGCGCCCGCUGGGGCCUGGCCUCCUGCUACUGCUGCUGCUGCCGCUCGCGGCCGCGCCUGGGCACCGCGGCGCCGAGGGGCCGUGGGAGGGCGCCGAGGAGCCGGGCUCGGCGCGGGCCUGGCUGCGCGCGGCCGGGGCCCUGUCCCGGCGGUACUGGGCGCUCUUCAGCUGCCAGGUGUGGCCAGACCACUGCGACGAGGCCGCCGCCGACGCGGGGCCCGGCGGCUGGAGCCUUCCUGGUUUGGGUCAGCGGUACCUGGAUGUCCUCUCCACGUGGUACCGCGGCUUCCAGGAGCGCUGCCCUGGCGGGGAUUGCAGGAUCUCCAACAACUUCCCAGGUUUAGAGUCUGACCUGAGUGGGCGUCUGCACGGCCAGCAUUUGGCCCGAGAGCUGGUCCUGAGAACAGUGAGGGGCUACUUAGAGAUGCCCUGGCCAGAGAAGGCCCUGGCUCUGUCAUUCCACGGCUGGUCUGGCACAGGCAAGAACUUUGUGGCACGGAUGCUGGCAGAGAACCUGUAUCGGGACGGGCUGAGGAGUGACUGUGUCAAGAUGUUUAUUGCCAUGUUCCAUUUUCCACACCCCAAGUAUGUGGACCUGUACAAGGAGCAACUAGCAGGCCAGAUCCGGGAGACACAGCAGCGCUGCCAACAGAGCCUGCUCAUCUUUGACGAGGCUGAGAAGCUGCACCCGGGACUGCUAGAGCUCCUUGGACCAUACCUGGAACGCCAGGCCACCGAGGGCUGCAGCACCAGGCCUCCCAGAACCCUCUUUCUUUUUCUCAGUAACCUUGGGGGCAACGUCAUCAAUGAGGUGGUCCUGAAAUGGCUUAGGGCUGGACAUUCCCGGGAAGAAAUCACAGUGGGACACUUGGAGCCCCAUCUCCGGGCCGAGAUCACGGAGUCCACAGACAGUGACUUUGGCCACAGCCGUCUUGUGAAGGGAAACCUGAUUGACUUCUUUGUCCCCUUCUUGCCGCUGGAAUACCAUCACGUGAGGCUGUGCGCUCGCGACGCUUUCCUGAGCCAGGAGCUCCCAUACACAGAAGAGUCCCUGGACGAGAUCGCCAACAUGAUGACCUACGUCCCCAAGGAGGGACAACUCUUCUCCACCCAAGGCUGCAAAUCUGUUGCUCAGAGAAUCACCUACGUCCUGCCUUGAAGACCGAAGGAAGCCUUCCUGGAGCUGCCGGGCUGCCAGCCGGCAUCCAGCAGUCACUGGCCAGGAGCUGUGACAGGAAGGCCUUACUCAGAAGCAGAGCCAGUUCUUAAAAUCACGUGGUGCCUUAAAGACCCACCGACCAGAAUGUGGGCCAGGAGGCUGGAGAAAGGCGGUGGGAGAGCGGCAGAGCCAGGGCUGGCUGCGGCUCUGCGGACCUGUCCCCAGCGGCCUCCCCGGCCGCCUGCGCUAUAGCUCUUCCUGGCAGAUGGCCAGGCUUGGGGGUUGGACCCGAGGCCGCAGGGUUCUUGGGUUACAGCAAAGGGCUGCUGUGGCCCGGCAGUGGGGACUCGACUGGCUUGCAGGGUGGGCAGGUGGCCUUCAAGCUGCUGCUCCCAGAGGAAAGCUGAGCAGCUUGUGAGCGGGUGGCGCCGGCCGCAGGCUGGGCUGCGGGGAGGACUGACCUCACGGAGGGCGCGCGGCCUGUUCGCUCCGCAGGGAGAGAAAACGUUCUUCACGCGGGGCUGUGACAUACGUAGAGAUUAAAGUUUUGUAUUUUUGUAACAUC